CUGGGCGGCGGCGCAGGAUGGAGGCAUCCGGGACGACGCGGACUUGGGGCGCCCUGCCGGCGGCGGGGAGGCGCUGCGGCCGGGCGCUGCUGUGGCUGCUGCUCCUGGGUCUCGGCAGCCCCGCGGCCACGCUGGCCGGGUACAUCGAGGCACUGGCGGCCAACGGUGGCAUUGGGUUUGCUGUGGCCGAGCCUCAGAUCGCCAUGUUCUGUGGAAAGCUGAAUAUGCAUGUGAAUAUCCAGACUGGGAAAUGGGAGACGGAUCCUUCCAGGACAAAAAGCUGCUUUGGAAGGAAAGAAGAGAUUCUGCAGUACUGCCAGGAGAUCUAUCCAGACCUUCAGAUUACAAAUGUGGUAGAAGCCAAUGAACCGGUCUGCAUUAAAAACUGGUGUAAGGAGGGCAAGAAACAGUGCAAGGGCCAUACCCAUAUUGUUGUACCCUUCAAAUGUCUUGUAGGCGAGUUUGUCAGUGAUGUUCUCUUGGUUCCCGAAAAAUGCCGCUUCUUCCACAGGGAGCAGAUGGAUGUGUGCAAAAGUCACCAAUAUUGGCACAUUGUAGCAAAAGAGGCCUGUUUAACUGAAGGGAUGAUUCUGCACAGUUAUGGGAUGUUGCUGCCUUGCGGCGUAGACCAGUUCCGUGGCACGGAGUAUGUGUGUUGCCCUCAGACCAAAAUUGUAGACGAAGCUCUCUCUAAAGAGGAGGAGGAAGAGGAUGAAGAGGAGGAGGAGGAUGAAGAUGAGGAUGAUAACAAGAGUUCUCAUUCUGUCCCUCCUAGUGAACUGCCUACUGAAGCCGAUGCAGAUGAUUUCACAGUAGGAGUCAUGGAGAUGAAUGAGGAGGAUGAGGAGGAACAAGAAGAAAAUGAAGAAGAAGUGGUAGUAGACCAGGAUUAUUAUUAUGAUAGCUAUAAAGAUUACAACGAGGAGCCUCCGUCGGAACCAAGCAAUGAAAGAUCUUUCUCUGAGAAGGAAAUCAUCAGUGAUGUGAAAGCUGUCUGCUCCCAGGAGGCGAUGACAGGUCCCUGCUGGGCUGUGAUGCCUCGUUGGUACUUCGACAUAUACAAGAAAAAGUGCAUUCGCUUUAUAUAUGGAGGCUGCGGAGGCAACAGAAACAAUUUUGAGUCAGAGGAGUAUUGUAUGGCUGUGUGUAAAAAGAUGAUUCCCCCGACUCCUCUGCCCACUGAUGAUGUAGAUGUCUACUUUGAAACACCAGCUGACGACAAUGAGCAUGCCCAUUUCCAGAAAGCAAAAGAGCAGCUAGAGAUUCGACAUCGUAACCGCAUGGACCGGGUAAAGAAGGAAUGGGAAGAAGCAGAGUUCCAAGCCAAGAACCUUCCAAAGGCAGAGAGGCAGGCCCUGAUGCAGCGAUUCCAGACGAUGGCCAAGUCACUCGAGAAGGAAGCUGCCAGUGAAAAACAGCAACUUGUAGAAACUCACCUUGCUCGCGUAGAAGCCAUGCUGGAUGAACGCCAUCGCAUCACCCUGGAAAAUUACCUGGUUGCUCUGCAGACUGACCCCCCACGGCCCCACCGUAUCCUCCAAGCCUUGAAACGUUAUGUCCGUGCUGAGAACAAAGACAGACUGCACACAAUCCAUCAUUACCAGCAUGUUUUGGCUGUGGAUCCUGAAAAGGCUGCACAGAUGAAAUCGCAGGUGAUGACACAUCUCCAUGUGAUAGAGGAGAGGAUGAAUCAAAGUUUAUCCCUGCUGUACAAAGUACCAUAUGUGGCCGAAGAAAUCCAGAAUGAGAUUGAUGAGCUCCUUCAAGAACAGCGAACUGAUAUGGACCAGUUUACUUCUUCCAUCUCCGAAUCCCAGGUGGAUGUCCACGUGAGCUCCGAAGAAAGUGAAGAGUCCCCUCUCUUUGAUGGUAAACCUUUCCGUCCAUUCCAGGUGAAAACUUUCCCAGCUUCUUCAAAAAGUGAAGAUUCUCAGCCGGAUUUGUACCAUCCAGCGAAAAAAGGCUCUGGCCUGGCCGAUCUCGGUGGGCUGAUUGGAGCAGAAGAGAAAAUGAUUAACAGCAAGAACAAACUGGAUGAGAAUGUGGUUAUUGAUGAAACACUUGAUGUGAAGGAAAUGAUUUUCAAUCCUGAGCGAGUUGGUGGACUGAUAGAUGAACCGAAAACCGACCGUGCCCUGCGUGAGGACUUCAGCUUCAGCAGCAGCGCUCUCAUUGGCCUUCUGGUGAUAGCAGUUGCCAUAGCUACAGUUAUAGUCAUAAGCCUGGUGAUGUUGAGGAAGAGGCAGUAUGGAACCAUCAGCCAUGGAAUUGUAGAGGUUGACCCAAUGCUAACUCCAGAGGAACGGCAUCUGAACAAGAUGCAGAACCACGGCUAUGAGAAUCCAACGUACAAAUAUCUGGAGCAGAUGCAGAUUUAAAGGGUGUUGAAAGUGUGGCAUCCCUGACCAGCAAAUGUUUAGGGGAGAAAGGGCCAAAAUAGUCCAUUGUUUUGGAUCAACUACUGACCAACUGUUGCUUGAAGAGGACUUCAUCUUACAUUCAGAGUUCCUGGAUCAUUUAAGACUUAAUUACUACUGUAGAGUUUCAAUUUCCAUUCUUUUAAAUGGGUGAGGAAAUGAUAAUAUAACAAUAUAUGAUAUAUAAAACAUAAAUGGGAAAACGGAUCUAUUGCAGAUAUUUGAGAUGUAAUUUUUUUUCUUUUUUAAGAAACCUAAUCUAAUGAGAAGAAAUUCCAGUGCUGUUGUAUUGUCUGAUAACAAGCUCUCUAUAUACAUGAGAAAUUAUGUUUUAUUUCUGAUUUUCCACUUGUAUAUUCCAGGGUAUUUGUACCAACCACAUUGUAUAAACAAGUAAUUUAGU
Molecule: messenger RNA, 2820 nt
Organism: Candoia aspera
Lineage: Eukaryota; Metazoa; Chordata; Lepidosauria; Squamata; Candoiidae
Gene: APLP2
Product: amyloid beta precursor like protein 2
Exons: 18
Coding region: 18-2378 (786 amino acids)
Biological process (GO): axonogenesis; central nervous system development
Cellular component (GO): membrane
Molecular function (GO): serine-type endopeptidase inhibitor activity; transition metal ion binding; heparin binding
Source: RefSeq, a predicted model, not a curated record